GCGUACCAUGUGCCUUAAAGUGGUUAAGCGUACUUCCCUCGUUUUAAAAAUAUCAAGUGAUUUUGUGUAUAAAUAAUACAAAGUGAAACAACGAUCACCCAAAAAAAAACCCAUCAGUUUCUACGCUGAUUUCCGCCUUUCCACCGCACAAAGCGAGGCGGAAAUCUUUCAGUGCCACCAGAGUUCGAGUGAAAAGCAAAACAGUGUCACGCGGACGAGUGAGUGUAUGUGCGUGAGUGUAAGAAAGGGUUGAAAAGAAGACAACUUCUAGAAGUGGUAGUUUCUAAUUAGAGCAUUUUGAAGUGGCAUUACUGCAGUUCGGUGAGAGUGGUGAAUAAAGUGAAACGACCCAUUGUGUGACUGUGGUGGGCUGAUAUUGUGAUCUUGAGUGUAAACGUAUAUGUGUGCAGUGCUUCGGCGGCGAGAAGCUGCAUGGUCGUAACAUAAACACAACGACCGCUUUUCCCCAAAAAAAUACCCCUUCCGAGUGUUCAUUUCGUUGCUGCACGUUACACAGCCGGCACGCAUCCGGCACCACCAUCCGGACACCUCAUGGAUCGAGUUAGGUUGGGCCGUCCACCGGCAACGGUCAGCAGCAGCGGAGGAUGGCGCACGGGACGACUGAUGGCACUAACGGUGCUAUUUGUUCUCGGCACGAUCUGCAUCGGUCAGGCCACGGGUCAGGACACGGAGUUCGCACCGCACGUCACGGCAACCUGCAAGUCGGGCACGAUGAACAUCAAGAUACUGUUCGCGGGCCCAUACAACGGUGUGGUGCACGCGCGGGACUUUCGGACACCGGCCUGCAUGACCUUCGGUAACGGCACGGCGUCGCUCGGGCUCAGCCUCAACCUGCUCGCCAAGUCCGGCAACAGCGAGUACUGUGGCAUUCUCGUCAGCAACGUGAGUGGUGGUGAUCGCACGGAAGAACGUUCGGUGCAGCUGGCCGUCCGAGUGCACAAAACGCUGGAGCUGGCGGACGACAAAUUCUACGUUAUCACUUGUGGCAAAACAGGAUUCGCAAGAGACGACAGCGGUGCGGUGGCCCUCAAGUUCCUGGACAGCACGGGCCGGCGCGUGCGGGAAACGGUCUACAACCGGGAGUACACCAUCAAGGCGGAAGUUACCAACCCGAACGGGACGUACGGGAUACGCGUGAAGAACUGCUUCGCCUUCAACAAGAAGAACAUGUCCGUGGCGCUGAUUGACGAUCGCGGCUGUCCGCUGAAGAACGACACGAUGACGCGGUUCCGGACGAGUGCCGAUGGUACGAGCGCCACCGCCCAGAUCAUGUCGAUGUUCAAGUUUUCCGAAGGCUCCGAGGUGCACUUCCAGUGCGACGUGGUCCAGUGCAACGGCCGGUGUCCCGAGCUAGACGAGGCGAUCUGUACCGGGGACGCGAACGCAUUCGUCAAGUCGGCCCGCGCUCUCGGCCAGAUGGACGACGGAAUGCUGCUGGCGGCGACGACCGUUUUCGUGAUCGAUCCUGCCUUCGCACCGGUAAUCUCCGCGAUCUGCGAUGACACUGGGAUCCGUCCGCACUGGCUGCUUUGGCUAACGAUCGCGCUCGGCGUACUGUUCCUGAUCAUGCUGCUGAUGAACAUCUUCCUCUGCACGGCCAUGAGCUGCAGCUGUGCGCAGACUGAGAUCAUCGAGAAGGAACCGUCGAUCAUCGAAGAGUACGAUCCGUACCGAAGUUGGCACGGGUCGCAGUACGGCUCCCGGUACUCGCUGCACGGUGGGCGCGAGGGCGGCCACAACAAGGGCUACACGAGCGGUGGCAGCACGAUUCACUCGAACCGAUCGCUGCCGAUCGAUUCGGACCAUUACGCGAUCGUGCACAGCCGGCCCGGUUCCCGGCACUCCGGACUGCACGGACAUCGGCCGCGCGGCCCACCGAGCAAUAUGUAAAAGCUGCGACCACAACCGGCACAUUGCUGCUAGAUUUUUUACACCUCCAUCCCAUUUCGCGUCCCCUAAGCGAGCACGAAGAUCGAUUGGUUGAGUAAUGAUGUGCGGGGGAGGGAGGUUACACCGAGCACUGCAUCGCACAAAUGCGCACAACAGCAAACUUGUACAUAACCCAACGGUGCUGUGUGUGUGCCUGUGUUACAUGCAGUAUAAUGGUUGGGUGAAUCUAUACCGAACUCUCGUCACCGAUCCUUGGAAGUGUCUGCGGACAUGAUCGAUCAUCAUCACACGUCCAACAGGAAAGCGAAAACAAACAUUACAAACGAAAGAUUUCAUUUGCACAGCGCGGUCUAUUCAACUAUUUAGCAUACACAAGGUAGCGCACGUUCAUCCAUCCUUUGCAUUCCGCAAAAGUGAUCGGUUUCUAUCGCAGGAUAGGAUUUGCUGGGAGUUGAGUCUUUACAUCCCCUAAUACUGGUAGAGUGUUAUCGCUCUCUUCCCUUUUAUGUACCGAUGAAUUUGGGCCAGCCCGAAGACUGACAAAUGCCAUGUAAAAGUACGUCUUUCUGCUGGGCUGUUGCGGUAGCAACGCAUUACGGAAAACAAAAUUCACCUAAUUAAGUUCAGUAAGCGAACGAGUUAAACACAGAUAUAGACCGAUGCACAGGGAGGAGGGAGGGCUGCCGUUGAUAUAAUUACCACUACGAUAGGGAACGUUCACAAUGCAGCAAAUGAUAGGCAGGAUGCAUAAUUUCAUUACUAUUCGUGACCGCAACACAUCCGGCGUAGAUCAGAGUUGUAAAAGAGUACUUUAAUAUACCAUAGGUCUACUAAACUAGUAAAACUAGCCGUAAAACUAGAAUCAACCAGGCAGCUCUGGAAUGCUUUGGUCCCCAUAAGCAAACACCCCGUAAGCAUAGGAAUUGGAGUGAAUCGAACGGAAGUAGAUUAAUAAAGUUAACAAUCAAGCAAGUACAUUUAAUUCAUCAGUACAGGAACACGAACAGAAUUGGAAAGGAAAACGACAAGAGGAAGAAAAAAGAGGACAGGAAUUUGCUUUUAAAGUUGUAAAUUUUUGCAUAAGUGAGAAUAGUUAAUAAAAGUACAUACUAAUUCGAUAAACAAAA
Molecule: messenger RNA, 3038 nt
Organism: Anopheles arabiensis
Lineage: Eukaryota; Metazoa; Arthropoda; Insecta; Diptera; Culicidae
Exons: 8
Coding region: 553-1911 (452 amino acids)
Source: RefSeq, a predicted model, not a curated record